Messenger RNA from Amorphotheca resinae ATCC 22711, 1815 nucleotides. RefSeq lists its product as hypothetical. The transcript has 5 exons. Gene Ontology annotation, biological process: ubiquitin-dependent endocytosis. The record is from RefSeq and is a predicted model, not a curated record. The coding region runs from base 1 to 1566 and encodes 521 amino acids. Gene Ontology annotation, molecular function: protein-macromolecule adaptor activity; ubiquitin protein ligase binding. Gene Ontology annotation, cellular component: plasma membrane; cytoplasm; cytosol. Lineage: Eukaryota; Fungi; Ascomycota; Leotiomycetes; Helotiales; Amorphothecaceae.
AUGCCGAGUCUUAAAUCUUUUAGCGGUAUCGCAGGCAGGACUAUCCCCAGUCUCUUUGAAAUACGCCUCGACAAUGAAACUGUAGUUCUGCGAGGGGUCGAGAGCGAGGCCUCUAGCCAGCUCCUUCGAGGUGUGGUUGUGCUAUGUCUACCUGGAGCGCUGGAAGUUGAGGGUGUGUGGCUGCGAAUGGCAGACCUAACUCCUUGCAGAUGGAAUGAUAGAGUGGCAGGUGCUUGGAACCCCUCGCGGUGGAUAGAGAGGUCGACAGAGAUAUUUCAUCACACCUGGCCCUCUUUCGUCGGUGGUGGGAACACUGGCUCGCCCGCCAAGGGUAUUCUUCUGCCACCGGAAAAUUACGAAUGGCCGUUCGAGCUUGUGAUUGAUGGGUCAAUACCGGAGACAAUUGAAGGGUUGACGAGCAGCUACCUUACGUACAAGCUAGAAGCCACGAUUUCGAGGGGAAGGAUGGGAUGCGACUUACAUACACACAAGCCUGUACGGAUUGUUCGAACACUCGGGCCGGCUUCUCUAGAGCUGGCACAUCCUAUGACAAUUGAAUGUCUGUGGUCGGACAAUGUCGAGUGUCAGAUGACUAUUCCUCAGAAAGGGGUUAUAUUCGGGACGGAAAUAACGAUGCAGAUGACGAUCACUCCUCUGUUGAAGGGCCUCAAAAUAGGCACAGCGCGGUGCGAGCUAUUCGAAUAUCAAGAGUUCACUCUGCUAGAGGCUGCUGAUCCUCGCCUUCUACGCGUCCGGGUUGUGGAUUCGUGGGUGUUUGAACCAAACGACGAAGACGAUAUGCUCCGCGAGCAGUGCCAGGACAGAUAUCUGCUAGAGAGGAUGCUGCUGCUACCAAAACGAUUAAGCAAGUGUAUGCCAGAUACGGACGCUUGUAGGAUUAAAGUGCGGCAUAGAGUUCGGGCUAGCCUCACCAUACACAACCCUGAUGGGCGUAUUUCAGAGUUCCGUGCAUCGCUUCCCAUCACAAUAUUUAUCUCGCCCGACAUGCUCCCUGACGCCAACGGUCGUGUUCACGCAGCCUGCCAGGGACCUCCUCGGUUGGACACGGUUCUGCACGCACCACCUCCGUAUGAAAAACACCUCCUCGAUCAGCCAUAUAUGGAUCGUCGACCACUCCGUGCGGCUUCGAUGCCGCAGUCGAGGACGAGCACUCCCAUUUAUAACUGUCCCCGGUCGCUCUCGUCUGACAAUUUAACACGGCCUGAUGCGAUUGUUCGUUUACGUGGCAUCCGCACCGCAGACUUAUCAGAAAGACUUCAGGGCCUCCACCCUACAAGUCAAACCUUUUCAAGGCUUUUCAGCGAGGGUUCUCGGAGAAGGACGCUCUGCCAGAAUGUCGGUUCUUACAACAUCCAUACCAGAAAUACGGCCGAGGACAUUACACUCGGCACAAACCUCGAGAACGUGGACUAUUAUGAUCUGAAUGACCUGAGCAGUGUCCCUCCGUAUUCAGCAGCUGUUCGCGCACCUAUCCCAAUGGCAAAUUAUCAUGAGGCUCUACCUAGCUACGGAACUGCAGUUUCUGUCCCAGAAGAUCAAAUUUGACGUCUGUACUGAUCUCAGUCCAUACAAUCAUGGAGAAAUGCUGGGAGUUCAUAGGGGUAGGAGAAAUCACGGUGGUGGCUUAGCUGAAGUAUGUCUUUGGUCAUAUCGUAUGGUACAUUAUGUGGGGUUGGUUCUUAUCACGCGGGAUGUGCAUCAUGCGGAGAAGGAGUAUGUGGCAGUGCUCAUACACACUAUGAAUGAGAGGUAUAGUGUUAUAGAGAAGGAAUAUAUAUGGAGUGCCUUUUGUCC